Molecule: messenger RNA, 2712 nt
Organism: Lachancea dasiensis
Lineage: Eukaryota; Fungi; Ascomycota; Saccharomycetes; Saccharomycetales; Saccharomycetaceae
Source: the annotation of a GenBank genome assembly
AUGGAUGAUCAGACACAGUUCACCGAGAGAGCGUUAACCUUGUUAACCUUAGCUCAAAAAUUAGCACAAGACCACCAGCAUGCCCAAUUGCAGCCUAUACAUUUACUAGCAGCUUUUGUUGACACUCCGGAAGACGGAUCGGUCUCAUAUCUGCAAAAUUUGAUUGAAAAGGCUCGCUACGACUAUGAUGCGUUUCGCAGAUGCGUGAAUAAACAUUUAGUUCGGAUUCCCCAACAAAAUCCAGCACCAUCCCAGAUUUCUGCAAGCUACGCAACAGGGCAAGUCCUUCAAGAGGCCACCAAAAUACAGAAACAACAAAAAGACUCGUUUAUUGCCCAGGAUCAUAUAUUAUUUGCUCUAUUCAACGACUCCAGUAUUCAACAGAUAUUCAAAGAAGCCCAGGUCCAGAUAGAGUCCGUAAAGCAGCAGGCUCUAGAGCUUCGUGGUAACCAGAAAAUUGACUCCCGCGGAGCUGACACCAGCGACACCCUGGAGUACCUCACUAAAUAUGCUAUCGACAUGACAGAACAGGCUCGUCAAGGUAAAUUGGAUCCCGUCAUUGGCAGAGAAGAGGAAAUAAGAGGCACGAUUCGUGUAUUAGCACGUAGAAUAAAGUCCAAUCCCUGUUUGAUUGGUGAGCCGGGGAUCGGAAAAACUGCGAUUAUUGAGGGUGUUGCCCAAAGAAUCAUCGACGAAGAUGUUCCCAAUAUUCUCUUGGGGUCCAAAUUAUUUAGUUUGGAUUUAGCGGCCUUGACUGCAGGUGCCAAGUACAAAGGUGACUACGAAGAGAGACUCAAAGGCGUGCUGAAGGAAAUUGAACAAUCAAAAACUUUAAUUGUUCUUUUCAUUGAUGAAAUUCACAUGCUAAUGGGUAAUGGUAAAGAUGACGCUGCCAACAUUUUGAAGCCUGCGUUAUCAAGGGGCCAGCUGAAAGUCAUCGGCGCAACAACUAAUAAUGAAUACCGUGCAAUUGUCGAAAAAGACGGUGCGUUUGAGAGGCGUUUCCAAAAGAUUGACGUCCAGGAACCUACAGUGAGGCAGACAGUCGCUAUCCUAAGAGGCUUACAACAAAAGUAUGAAAUUCACCAUGGCGUGAGAAUCUUGGACAGUGCCUUGGUUACUGCCGCUCAACUCGGUAAAAGGUAUCUUCCUUACAGAAGACUGCCAGAUUCGGCUCUGGACUUGGUUGAUAUCUCAUGUGCGGGAGUGGCUGUGGCCAGGGACUCGAAACCUGAAGAGUUAGAUUCUAAAGAACGCGAGUUACAGUUGAUUCAAGUUGAAAUUAAAGCUUUGGAAAGAGACGAAGAAGCUGAUCCCACUACUAAGGACCGGCUUCAGCAGGCUAGACAGAAGGAGGCUUCUUUACAGGAGGAUUUAGUGCCGCUAAGACAGCGUUACGACGAAGAGAAAAAGAGUCACGAGGAGCUGACGAGAGCCAAAAAGAAAUUGGAUGAACUUGAGAACAAGGCCAUCGAUGCCGAACGUCGCUAUGAUACUGCAACCGCUGCUGAUUUGAGGUAUUUUGCCAUACCUGACAUCAAGAAGCAAAUCGAAAUGUUUGAAAAUGAAGUCGCGGAGGAAGAGAGGAGAGCAGGAUCUGGAGCGAUGGUUCAGAAUGUUGUCGACAGUGACACAAUCGCCGAAACCGCCGCAAGGCUAACAGGCAUUCCAGUCAACAAAUUGACAGAGUCCGAGAACGAAAAAUUGAUUCACAUGGAAAGGCACUUGGCUUCGGAAGUUGUCGGUCAAUCAGAAGCGAUCAAGGCUGUCUCCAAUGCAGUUAGACUGUCCCGCUCGGGCUUAUCAAACCCAAGACAACCCGCAUCGUUCUUAUUCCUGGGACUCUCUGGAUCAGGAAAGACCGAAUUGGCCAAGAAAAUUGCGGCCUUCCUGUUUAAUGAUGCGGAUGCCAUGAUAAGAGUGGACUGUUCCGAACUUGGGGAGAAAUACUCGGUAUCAAAGCUGUUGGGAACUACGGCAGGCUAUGUAGGCUACGAUGAAGGUGGAUUUUUGACCAACCAACUGCAACGGAAACCCUACUCCGUUCUGCUCUUUGACGAGGUUGAGAAAGCUCAUCCAGAUGUUUUGACGGUCAUGUUGCAAAUGCUAGACGAUGGAAGACUGACGUCGGGCCAAGGAAAGACCAUUGAUUGUUCCAAUUGCAUCAUUAUCAUGACUUCUAACCUGGGUGCCAGCUUCAUCAUCGCACAGUCAGGCUCCCGAGUGGAUGACUCCACCAAGUCACUCGUCAUGGGGGCGGUCAGACAACAUUUCAGACCGGAGUUCAUCAACAGAAUAUCCAGCAUCGUGGUUUUCAACAAGCUGUCGCCGAAAGCUAUCCAUAGGAUUGUCGACAUCCGACUCAAAGAGAUUGAAGACAGAUUUGAAGAAAACGACAAGCACUACAAACUUGACGUAUCAGCCGAGGCCAAAAGAUUUUUGGCGGAGAAUGGCUACUCCGAAGAUAUGGGUGCCCGCCCACUCAACCGGUUGAUUCAAAAUGAAAUCCUAAACAAAAUGGCCAUCAGGAUUCUGAAAAAACAAAUCAAAGACAAGGAGACGGUCACCGUCGUGCUGAAACACAACCAUGGCGACGAGCCAGACGAGCUGGACGUGCUACCCAACCACGAGAUCACCGAUGCAGAUAUGGAUAUCGACGACGACUGGGAUGAUUUGGAGGACAGUAUGACUGACGCUGCUCCGCUAGACUAG